AGCAUCAUCAUUAAUAUUCGCACCCCCGUGUCGGCUGCUCGCCUCCUUAUUGAUAUCGCCAUCGCCUCGCAUCGCAUCGCACGAGCGGCUUCUUGUUCCAUCGUCCCAGCGCUCCCGAAGUGUUCUUUUGCUAGGCAAGGCAAAGGCAGAAGGAAAAGGUUUCGUUGGCGAUGGCGAGCUCAGGUUUCUCGUGGACGCUGCCCGACCACCCCAAGCUCCCCAAGGGAAAGACGGUGGCCGUCGUCGUGCUGGACGGAUGGGGCGAGGCCAAAGCCGACAAGUACAACUGCAUCCAUGUCGCCCAGACGCCCGUCAUGGACUCGCUCAAGAAUGGUGCUCCAGAGAAAUGGAGACUAGUGAAGGCUCAUGGAACGGCUGUGGGUCUGCCAUCUGAUGAUGACAUGGGCAACAGUGAAGUUGGCCACAACGCUCUUGGUGCUGGUCGCAUUUUCGCUCAAGGCGCUAAGCUUGUGGAUUCUGCCCUUGCUUCUGGGAAAAUUUAUGAAGGGGAGGGGUUUAAGCACAUCAAAGAAUCUUUUGAUAAUGGUACUCUGCACCUUAUUGGGUUGUUGAGUGAUGGAGGUGUCCACUCCAGGCUUGAUCAAGUGCAGUUACUUCUGAAAGGUGCCAGUGAGAGGGGAGCAAAAAGAAUUCGUGUUCACAUUCUUACCGAUGGGCGUGAUGUUUUGGAUGGCAGCAGUGUUGGUUUCGUUGAAACAUUAGAGAGUGAUCUUUCGCAGCUCAGAGAGAAGGGUGUUGAUGCAUGCAUUGCAUCUGGUGGUGGAAGGAUGAAUGUUACCAUGGACCGUUAUGAGAAUGACUGGAAUGUGGUUAAACGCGGAUGGGAUGCUCAGGUGCUUGGAGAAGCACCCUACAAAUUCAAAAGUGCAGUUGAAGCAGUGAAAACGCUAAGAGCAGAGCCCAAUGCUAAUGAUCAGUAUUUGCCCCCAUUUGUGAUAGUUGAUGAGAGUGGCAAUGCAGUUGGACCUAUUGUUGAUGGUGACGCAGUUGUCACUUUCAACUUCCGAGCUGAUCGCAUGGUUAUGCUUGCCAAAGCACUAGAGUAUGUGGAUUUUGACAAAUUUGACCGUGUUCGUGUCCCAAAGAUCCGAUAUGCUGGGAUGCUUCAGUAUGAUGGUGAAUUGAAGCUUCCAACCUGUUACCUUGUUUCCCCACCAGAGAUAGAGAGGACAUCUGGCGAAUACUUGGUGAAAAAUGGCAUCCGUACCUUUGCUUGCAGUGAGACAGUGAAGUUUGGUCAUGUCACGUUUUUCUGGAAUGGUAACCGUUCAGGAUACUUUGAUGAAACCAAGGAAGAGUAUGUAGAAAUUCCUAGUGACAAUGGUAUCACAUUCAAUGUUAAACCCAAGAUGAAGGCGCUUGAAAUUGCGGAGAAAGCCAGGGAUGCUAUCCUCAGCGGAAAGUUCGACCAGGUACGUGUCAACCUACCAAAUAGUGACAUGGUGGGUCACACUGGUGACAUUGAGGCUACUGUUGUUGCAUGCAAGGCCGCUGAUGAAGCGGUUAAGAUUAUUUUGGAUGCUGUGGAGCAAGUUGGUGGUAUUUAUCUUGUCACUGCUGAUCAUGGAAAUGCGGAGGAUAUGGUGAAAAGAAACAAAUCUGGCCAGCCUAUGCUCGACAAGAGUGGUGGUAUCCAGAUUCUCACGUCGCAUACCCUUCAGCCGGUGCCAGUUGCUAUUGGAGGCCCCGGUCUUCACCCUGGAGUGAAAUUCCGAUCCGACAUUCAGACCCCCGGACUGGCCAACGUUGCUGCCACCGUGAUGAACCUCCAUGGCCUUGAGGCUCCUGCUGACUACGAGCCAACCCUCAUUGAAGUUGCUGACAACUAAACAUAGUCUGAAGUCAAAAUUGCAGGGUUCAAUUUUGUUGCUAUAGUUUUGAUAAUGGAUCAGGGAUGGUCAUGUCAUCGAAUAAUUCCUGUUAGCAUGCACGCUGCUCAAACUCACAAAACAUUGAUAAGUGCAUUUGACUUGCGCUUAAUGCUUUUUUUUGUAACUUGGCAUUGUGCCCGCGCUGUCUUGCGACAGUCUGUUGGCCAUUUUUACUCUGCUAUAUGUAAGGCGUAAAACUUUUGGUGACAUGAAGCAUUUGAAACUAAGAAGUAAAAAUCGGUUGAGGUGGUA
Phragmites australis (common reed) is the source of this 2144-nucleotide messenger RNA. RefSeq names its product 2,3-bisphosphoglycerate-independent phosphoglycerate mutase-like. Gene Ontology annotation, cellular component: cytoplasm. Gene Ontology annotation, biological process: glucose catabolic process. The coding region runs from base 171 to 1850 and encodes 559 amino acids. The record is from RefSeq and is a predicted model, not a curated record. The transcript has 10 exons. Gene Ontology annotation, molecular function: manganese ion binding. NCBI's taxonomy places the organism in Eukaryota, Viridiplantae, Streptophyta, Magnoliopsida, Poales, Poaceae.